Halichondria panicea is the source of this 946-nucleotide messenger RNA. RefSeq lists its product as uncharacterized. The transcript is spliced from 6 exons. The record is from RefSeq and is a predicted model, not a curated record. Bases 33 to 869 code for a protein of 278 amino acids. NCBI's taxonomy places the organism in Eukaryota, Metazoa, Porifera, Demospongiae, Suberitida, Halichondriidae.
AUGAUCGUUAGUUUUAGUUGUGAUAUGUAAGAAUGUCCCAAAUGAGAGUAAUUUGCCUGUUUCUGGUGUGUGUGUGUGUUACUACUGGAGGUGUGUCAUCAGGAGCAGGGCCUCUGGACAGACUCUAUAACCUCUGGGACUCUGUUGUAUCACGUCAUGUACAAGGAGGAGCAAUGGAGGGUAUCCCACUCCAUAUUGUCGACUAUGAGGCUAUCAGUAAGGAUGGGAACUACACUGCCUUCAUAGAGGGUGUUGCCAAGGUGAACCUGAGUGGUCUGGACAAUAACAAUACCUACGCCUUCUUCAUGAAUGUCUACAAUGCUCUUGCCAUUAAGAUGAUCAUAGACCACCCCUGCGUCCAUCCUACCACUGGGUCCUGCCACCCCAUCAAGAGCAUACGGGACAUUGGUAGUCUUCUCCACCCUGUAUGGGGGUUACCAGCAGGCACUGUGGGGGGUAAGAUGUGGACCCUGGACCAAGUAGAGGGCUUCCUCAGACACCCCCCACAUCCUCUCAAAGAAGACUCUAGACUGCAUGCGUGUAUUGUGUGUGCGUCCAUCUCUUGUCCUAACGUGAGAAUGGAGGCAUACAGAAGAGAGCAGGUGGGGGAACAGAUGGAUAGUCAGGUCAAGGACUUCCUCAGCAACUCAAAGAAAGGUCUGUCUCUGGAUCGCAGUGCCAAUACUCUCACUCUCUCCCCCAUCUUCCUGUGGUUUGCUGGUGACUUUAAAUCGUACGGAGGGGUCAAACAGUUCACCAGCCACUACCUAACUCCCAGUGAUGCAGACUACAUUGCCAAGAACAAUCCUGAACUCCAUUACUUUAGCUAUGACUGGAACCUUAAUGGCGUACCGCCAUGCACAUGUUAGCAACCCUUGGUGUGUGUGUGUGUACGAUUGUAUUUUCUCUAUGUAUUAUUAUUAUUAUUGAUCUUAUGUUCUAAUGA